CCUCAUAUGACUAAUCAUGUCUAGAGCCAGCACAUCUCUAUGGAUAUUACUGUUGCUAUUCGCAGGGGCUAACAGCGAAGACAACAAUAAUGGCUGUGACAAAAACCCAUGUAUGAACAAUGGAGUGUGCGAGAACCAGGAGGGAAAUUACAAAUGCCAUUGUUCCCAAGAAAGACAAAAUGAUCAUCUCUAUGGUGGUCCAAACUGUACCGUACUGCUGUUGGGUUGUGAACGUCACUGGUGCCAGAACGGUGCCACAUGCUCUCCAUACUUGGAUAAAGGACGACAUAGAUACAGCUGCAUCUGCCCUGAAGGUUUCAUUGGAACAAAGUGCCAGACCUCCACCACCUUCUCUUUUGAGCAAAAUGGGUUCAUGCAGGUCCGGACCUUCCUCACGAAUGUCUUUGAACCACUGAAUGUCACUCUGAGUUUUCGUACAUUGCAAGCAAAGGCCACGCUGCUGCAAUGUCGCGUCGACGAUCAGCUUCUCGUGCUGGAGUUGGUGGAUGGAAGGUUGCGGCAUACGUUUCAGAGAGGUCAGGAAAUGGAAAUGAUUCUUUUAGAGCUCCCAUUCAUGGUCUCUGAUGGCCAGUGGCACACAGUGAAGGCUGCGCUGCACGACAGCACGCUGGGGUUAAGUCUUAAAGACCUGUCUUGCACUGGAGGGACCUGUAACAUGGAACUACAAAUAGACCGAGCAGAGUCGGAACUGGGUUCAGGUGUAUCUGGGUUGACUGUGAUCCCAAACAUAUACAUAGGCGGAACAGCAGAGCAACAGACUGCUUCAAACUUUCUGGGGUGCUUGCGAGACGUCUGGCUGAAUUCACAUGUGGUGCUGCCAGGAUCAGGCCCGCGGGCUCCUAUUAAGCAGUUUAAUGUUGUGCAGGACUGCACUGAUGGGGACCAGUGCAGGCAAAACCCGUGCCAUAACAGAGGCAGAUGUGUCAGGACUGGAUGGAGGAGCUUUAGCUGCGAAUGCCAUCGGCCAUAUGAGGGAGAGCACUGUUUAGAUGAAUACGUCACUGCAAGGUUUGGCAAUGAAGAUUUGGAGAGCUACGCUACGUUCACAGUGGAAGACAACCCGGGCGUCAGUUUUACAUUAUCCAUGUUUGUGCGCACACGCCGUCCCCAGGGUCUGCUCCUGGGCCUCUCCAACAGCACCAGUCAGUAUCUUCGUGUCUGGCUGGAAGCUGGAAAAGUCAAAGUUCAAAUCAACAACUUUGAAAGCCUCGUUGGAUGGGAAACGGUUAAUGAUGGUCAUUUUCAUCUCAUAACCGUGAUUGUUGAACCAGAAUUCCUAACUCUGGUCCUGUCUGCCAAAAGCCAAGGUCGCGUUCCCAUCCGCAGCGUGCUGAUUCAGGCUGGAGAUGCGGUGCAUGUGGGGGGCUUGCCUGGCCGGAGUGCAUCCCUGACUUUCGGGGGCUAUUUCAAGGGCUGUGUCCAAGAUCUGCGAUUAAAUACCAGACGCUUGCAGUUCUACCCUAUCAGCGUUCCAGUGAGCUCAUACAGGCUUGAGAACUUGGUGAAGGUCAAACGCAGCUGUACUGGAGAUGACUCCUGCAGUAACAAUCCGUGUUUGAAUGGCGGUGUGUGUUACUCCAUGUGGGAUGAUUUCACCUGCAGCUGUCCACCCAACACAGCAGGGCAGCGCUGUGAGGUAGUCAGAUGGUGUGAGCUGUCUCCAUGUCCAUCCACUACCAUAUGUCAAGCACACAGUCAGGGCUUUGACUGUAUGGCCAAUGUGAGCCUGCACGGCAACAGCCCCAUAAUCACACAUCGUGGCAAUGGAAAAAUACGGCGAUACCUCAAUAACAUUUCAAUACACUUCAGAACCAGGCAGCAGAAUACUACCUUACUGCAUGCUGAGCAGGACUCUCAGUUCAUCACAAUUUCGAUCCAGGAUGGACGACUAGUUUUCGAGCUGCAGGGAGGAAAAGGAGCCUCUUACGUACAUGUGCAAAGUUUGGCCCUGGUUAAUGAUGGCCGGUGGCACCGAGGAGAUUUUAGCAUGGACAACCCAACCCUGCAGACAUCCAGAUGGAGAAUGCUUGUGGAUGAGCACUGGGAGACGCCUUCCAUCUCAUUUACAACCUCGGGAGAUCUGGGUUUCCUGAGAGAAGGUGUAGACAUCUUCUUGGGGGGGUUGGGACCGGAUUCUGGGGGUAACUUAGUUGGCUGUCUUGGAUUGGUGGAAAUUGGAGGCCUUGUGUUACCCUAUUAUAGUGAUUCAGAGAUGAACCUGCCCCGACCCCAGAUAGAGCACUUUUUGAAAACUUCAGGGUCUCCCUAUUUGGGUUGCCGGGGCUUCAAUGUCUGUGAUCCAGACACGUGCCAUAAUGGUGGAGUUUGUGAGGAUCUCUUCAAUCUUUUUAAGUGCCACUGCCCAGCUGAUUGGGAAGGCACAAAAUGUAGUGUGAACAGUUGCACCUCAAACCCGUGUGUUCAUGGAACCUGUAGGGUAGUCACGGGAGCAUAUGAAUGCUCGUGUGAUGUCGGCUACACUGGCAAACGCUGUGAAGUGGAUGUGUGCGCACAUCACAAGUGCAGUAACGGUGGAACAUGCCUCAGAGGUCUAAAACGAUACGCAUGCCUCUGCCCCAGGAACACAACAGGACCCUUCUGCAGAGAACGAGUGCCUGACCUAUGGUAUAUCAACAGGUUUCUAUACCCUAAACUUCCCGUGUCUGUGUGUGGGAAUGAGAAAUGGAACUAUAGCUGUUUUAAUGGUGGCAAUUGCUCUUCUGUGGAGGAUACAUGUGACUGUCUACCUGGAUUCGCUGGACAAUGGUGUGAGCUGGAGCUGGACGAAUGUGCGUCUGACCCCUGCCUCAAUGGAGGCUUCUGCCGUAACCUGAUCAACAGGUUCCAGUGCGUGUGUGAGAUGAGCUUCGCCGGUGACCACUGUCAGAUUGAUGUCAGCGACUUCUACAUCUAUGUGUUCCUGUUGCUGUGGCAGAACAUCUUCCAGCUGUUGUCAUACCUCAUUCUGCGUUUAGAUGAUGAUCCCGAGAUCGAAUGGAAUAUGGCCAAUGAUGACUAGUAAAACUGAAUUUCUUCUCAGACAAAUAUCAUGAUGUAUGCUGAAUGGACACAUUACACAAAGACCUUUGAAUAUUAUUUAAGAACAUUUUAGAUGGUCUUUAUCGCAUAGUCAAGACUGGGCGGGAGCAAUAGUUUAAGUUAUAGUUUUGGAAUUGUACAUUGAAAACCCAUUGUAUGGUGGUUACAGCCACCUGAUUGGUCAUGUGCUAAUGAAGAAUUAUGAUCUGCAUCUGCAUAUAUCUCUAUAUAGAUUUCAGUUAAAUAAAAAAGUAAUAUUUU
Messenger RNA from Triplophysa rosa, 3321 nucleotides. Its product is annotated as protein crumbs homolog 1-like. The transcript is spliced from 8 exons. Gene Ontology annotation, biological process: establishment or maintenance of epithelial cell apical/basal polarity; heterophilic cell-cell adhesion. Gene Ontology annotation, cellular component: plasma membrane; protein-containing complex. Lineage: Eukaryota; Metazoa; Chordata; Actinopteri; Cypriniformes; Nemacheilidae. Gene Ontology annotation, molecular function: calcium ion binding. The record is from RefSeq and is a predicted model, not a curated record. The coding region runs from base 17 to 3040 and encodes 1007 amino acids.